Messenger RNA from Carassius carassius (crucian carp), 796 nucleotides. Its product is annotated as natural killer cell receptor 2B4-like. Lineage: Eukaryota; Metazoa; Chordata; Actinopteri; Cypriniformes; Cyprinidae. The transcript has 4 exons. Bases 77 to 796 code for a protein of 239 amino acids. The record is from RefSeq and is a predicted model, not a curated record.
CAUUGUAGGUUAUAUCCUCUUGCCCCUGGUGGAAUUGCAACAAGCAUGUCCGAGAAAUACUACGAGAAUUUCAGUGAUGGAGGGAGAUUCUGUGACCUUUUACCCUGAUUCUAAUAAACUUCAGCCAGAUGAUGUGAUACAGUGGAGAUUUGACAAUAAACAUCUAUGCAGAGCUACAUUCAGAGAUGAGAAAACGAUUGCAUGUGAUAAUGGGAGAGUCAGAGAGAGAUUUAAGCUUGAUUGUCAGACUGGAUCGCUCAUCAUCAGGAAUAGCAGCAAAAAAGACAUUGGACAUUACGAAUUUACAAGCUACAGAAGCGGAAACUUUGAAACAAUCAAAUGUUUUCGUGCUAUUGUCUACAGUUCUUUACCUGUUCCUGUCAUCAGCAGUAAUUCUUCACAAUGCCCUUCAUCCUCAUCAUCCUCAUCCUCAGAGCAGAAUUGUUCAUUGGUGUGUUCAGUGGUGAAUGUGGGUCAUGUGACUCUCUCCUGGUACAAAGGAAACAGUUUAUUGUCCAGCAUCAGUGUGUCUGAUCUCAGCAUCAGUCUCUCUCUACCUCUGGAGGUGGAAUAUCAGGAUAAAAACAGCUACAGCUGUGUGCUCAACAAUCCCAUCAGCAACCAGACUCAACAUCUGGACAUCACUCAACUCUGUCACACAUGUGCAGAACUCUACCAGAAAUCAGAUACUGUACCGCUUCCUGUACUGCUACCACUUUUAGGUUUAGUGGUGGUCGUGAUUGCAGGUGUGAUCUAUUACAUAAUGAAACACAAACGAGGAGAAAGCAGAGGUUAG